This is a messenger RNA of Alligator mississippiensis (American alligator), 4914 nucleotides long. RefSeq names its product matrin 3 (gene MATR3). The transcript has 15 exons. Gene Ontology annotation, cellular component: nucleus. NCBI's taxonomy places the organism in Eukaryota, Metazoa, Chordata, Crocodylia, Alligatoridae. Gene Ontology annotation, molecular function: zinc ion binding; RNA binding. The coding region runs from base 333 to 3038 and encodes 901 amino acids. The record is from RefSeq and is a predicted model, not a curated record.
ACACGGUGGGAGGGAGAAACGGGCUGGGAGCAGUCGGCGCGGCCAGGCGCGUGUGCGGGUGGUCGUGCUCUCGCGAGCUCUCGGUGCGGCGCUGUCGCGUGCGAGGCUCGCGCAGGCCCCACGCCGUGUGGAGCCGUUGGUGCGACAGCGACCCCCGCGCGGCCUGAGAAUUGUCUGGUGUUUCUCAGCUUGAAGAAGAUCUACGGUCAUUAUUGAUCCUCUUUCUUGGCGUUACCAUUUUUGAAGUGAAGUUUACCUAGCUUUCUAGUGUGGGUUUCUUUUCAGUCAUCUUUAAAUUUUGAUCCAUAAAGUAGACAAGCUAUAGUUCUACAAUGUCCAAGUCAUUCCAGCAGUCAUCUCUAAGUAGGGAUUCACAAGGUCAUGGGCGUGACCUCUCUGCAGGAAUAGGCCUUCUUGCUGCUGCUACCCAGUCUUUAAAUAUGCCAGCAUCUCUUGGAAGGAUGAACCAGGGCACUGCACGCCUUGCUAGCUUAAUGAAUCUUGGAAUGAGUUCUUCAUUGAAUCAACAAGGAUCUCAUAGUGCACUGUCUUCUGGUAGUACCUCUUCCCAUAAUUUACAAUCUAUAUUUAACAUUGGAAGUAGAGGUCCACUCCCUUUGUCUUCUCAGCACCGUGGAGAUGCAGAACAGGCCAGUAACAUUUUGGCCAGCUUUGGUCUCUCUGCUAGAGACUUAGAUGAACUGAGUCGCUAUCCAGAGGACAAGAUUACUCCUGAAAACUUGCCUCAAAUCCUUCUACAACUUAAAAGGAGGAGAGCUGAAGAAGGUUAUGGUAGAGAUGGCAGAUCAUCUACACGGGAGCCACCGUACAGAGUACCUAGGGAUGAUUGGGAAGAAAAAAGGCAUUUUAGAAGAGAUAGUUUUGAUGAUCGUGGUUCUAGUCUCAACCCAGUGGUUGACUAUGACCAUGGAAGUCGGUCACAAGAAUCUGGUUAUUAUGACAGAAUGGAUUAUGAAGAUGACAGAUUAAGAGAUGGAGAAAGGUGUAGGGAUGACUCUUUUUAUGGUGAGACCUCGCAUAAGUAUCAUAAAUUUGACAGUGAGUAUGACAGAAUGGGUCGUGGUCCUGGUCCUGAGAGAUCUCUUUUUGAGAAAAAGAGAGGUGCUCCUCCAAAUAGCAAUAUUGAAGACUUCCACGGAUUCUUACCGAAGGGUUAUCCCCAUCUGUGCUCUAUAUGUGAUAUGCCAGUUCAUUCUAAUAAGGAGUGGAGCCAUCAUAUCAAUGGAGCAACUCACAGUCGACGCUGUCAGCUUCUGCUUGAAAUAUAUCCAGAAUGGAAUCCUGACAGUGAUUCUGGACAUGGAAUGGGUGAUCCUUUUAUGUUGCAGCAGUCUACAAACCCUGCACCAGGAAUUUUGGGACCUCCACCACCUCCGUUUCAUCUUGGGCCACCAGGUGGGCCAAGAGGGUCUGGAAAUGGAAACAUGCAAGGACCAAGGCACAUGCAAAAAGGCAGAGUGGAAACCAGCAGGGUUGUACACAUCAUGGAUUUCCAGAGGGGGAAAAACUUGAGGUAUCAGUUGCUGCAGCUUGUUGAACCUUUUGGAAUAAUUACAAAUCACUUGAUUCUCAACAAAAUCAAUGAGGCAUUCAUUGAAAUGUCCACCACUGAAGAUGCCCAGGCUGCAGUAGAAUAUUAUUCGACAACACCAGCUCUUGUAUUUGGCAAACCAGUAAGAGUCCACCUGUCCCAGAAAUACAAAAGAAUAAAGAAACCAGAAGGGAAGCCUGACCAAAAAACUGAGCCACCAAAACCAGAACUUGGUCGUGUGAUUCACCUCAGUAAUUUACCUCAUUCAGGAUAUUCUGACAAUUCAGUGCUCAAACUAGCUGAGCCAUAUGGAAAAAUAAAGAACUACAUACUGAUGAGAAUGAAAAGCCAGGCUUUCAUAGAGAUGGAGACCAGAGAAGAUGCUUUAGCUAUGGUUGAGCAUUGUGCAAACAAAGCACUUUGGUUCCAAGGCAGAUGUGUGAAGGUGGACUUGUCUGAAAAGUACAAGAAGCUGGUAUUAAGGAUUCCCAACAAAGGAGUUGAACUACUGAAAAAAGACAAAGCUAGAAAGCGAACGUAUUCUCCAGAUAACAAAGAUUCUCCAAGUGAUAAAAAAUCGAAGACAGAUGGUACUCAGAAAACUGAAAGUGGCAGUGCUGAAGAUAAAGAGAAGGAGGAGAAGCAGGAGGGUGAUGGUGAGAAACCAGCUGCAAAAGGCAGCGAACAGGCAGAGCAAGAUGAACCUAGUCUGCUCCUUGAAUCUGAAGAUGAGCUGCUAGUAGAUGAGGAAGAGGCAGCAGCUCUGCUAGAAAGUGGCAGCUCAGCAGGAGAUGACACCGAUGUUGCAAAUUUAGGCGAUGUGUCAACUGAGGAAAAGAAAGAUGCAGUUGACGACACUACCACAAAAACUGAAGGAAAUGUUGGCACUAAUGUAGCAGCAAAGAAAAAACUUAAAAAGCGGUAUGUAGGUGGUUUCCCACGGAGCAUGGAAGGCUUUGUCACUCUAGAUGAAGUUGGUGAUGAAGAAGACUCUGAUCAUCAGAAACUUCGUAAAUCAGGCAUGGCAGUUAAAUCUGCUAGCAAAAAUGAUGAUAGCUUGGCUGAAAUUAAGGUAGAUAAGAUUGAGGAACCAGAACAGGAAAGUGAAACCUUGGAAAAUGGAACCAAAACUGAGGAGAAUUUGAAGUCUGAACCUGUUGAAGCUGCUGAUAAUACAGCAGCACAGGAUACAGAGAAAAGUACAAAUGAAAAUAUAGAUAUAAAGGAAGAACAGGAGACCAAGAGCAUCCAGGAGAAAACUGUUACCCCAGAUGAAUAUCGAAUUGGACCAUACCAGCCGAACAUUCCUGUUGGUGUGAAUUAUGUGGUACCCAAAACAGGGUUUUAUUGCAAAUUGUGUUCCCUGUUCUACACAAAUGAAGAUGUUGCAAAAAAGACCCAUUGCAGCAGCCUUCCUCAUUAUCAAAAGUUGAAGAGAAUUCUGGAUAAAAUGGCAGAAGAUCACAGACAAAAGAAAGAGGCUUAAGUGCAAAAAGCUCAAUUUAAGGAAAAAGCAGCUUUGUUUUUAAUGCUAACCUUUUUUUAAAGUCAAAACAAAUAGUAGAUGGAAAAUACUGUACUUUUUGUUGUUGUUUUAGUGAAAUAAUAGACAUAUAUAGGUCUGUAUGUGUUCAAUGUUAUAGCAAAAAGCAUAUACAGUUAAGUUAAUGCAGAUUUUUUUGUUUGAAAAACUGGGAAUGACAACAGAAGCAUUUUCUUUCAAUUGACACUUAUUAAAUUGUUGCAUACUUACGAAAAGCUAAUGUAUGGAAAGUAAACAUCAGUGAUAUUUAGUUGUUUUCAGGCUUCAAAAUUUUGUCCUUCAAUUCCACUCUUCAAUAAAAAAUAAAAAGUGACAUGGUAUUUUUAUUACUUUCAUCUAAAACAUUCCAUAUUUCAGUCUGAGCCUAGCAGAUGUUUAAUUUUGGAGCGUGAGAUUGUCGUUGCAUUUCAUUUUUGGAAAGUCUAAGUGUGUAAAGGUUUGCAUUUAAAAAAAAAAAGUUGGUUUGAAGUUUCUUUUAAUGUCAUUACUGUUAUCUAGAUAAUAAGGAAACUAGUAUGUAGCCAGCUUUAAAAACUUUGUGAUCUUUUUUUCUUCAGUAGAUUUUUUCCUCCCCAUCCUACUAUUCAGUGUAUUUUUAGUGAAAUGUAAACUUCCAUUCUUCUCUCUGACCAGUAUUAUUUUCUUGAGCUCUUACUGCUUUAACUUGAAUCUUGUAGCCAUUGUACAUCUCUAGUAUACGCAAAAGCAGCAUUUGAGUCUGGAAAUGUAAAAAGGUAUCUUUAUAUCCUUCACAUGUAACUUUUCAUACCUGCAUUUUAAAACUGGUUUAGUCAGAAUAUUAGAACUGUGCUCUUAAUGUACCUGCACAUGUGAGAUGUGAACAGGAAUUUGCAUGUAUAAUCUGUGUUUAUCUGUAGUUUUCUGAUUAUUUACUGCUUAUUUGUGGAUUCAGGUUACUAAAGUGAUUUACCAAUAAACAAACCUAGGCAACAGUAAUUUUGUUUUAGGUGUUUGGCAUGUUGACCAAUGUAUUUACUGUGCUUGUGACACUUUUUUUUUGUUCGUGACAAUAGAUUGAGACUUGUCUUCAGCAAAUAUUUUAAUUUGACAUGUUUUAAUAGUUUGGUUUAGUAGCUUAUUACAUUGAUACCCUUUCAUUCCCCUACAUUUUAAGCUUACUGUGCACACACUGCCCAUCCAGAAGUUAAACUUCCAGUUAGUGAAAUUGUUCUAAGUGCUUCCUGUUGGUGAAAGUGUAAGUAUUAAUGGAUUUGCCUAAUGCAGAGAUUCAGACUUUUUGAAAUUCUUAGGAAUCAUGAACAUUUUAGGAAUAACUUGACUUACUAAAAUGGAAAGAUAACAUUUUUACUCCAAGCUGGUUGGCAUAGAGAUGGAAAUGUAUGCCUGUAGUGUUUGGUUAGUAUUUGAUGGGGGUUAAUUUACUGGUUUAAAUGAAUAAAUAGUACAUUUUGAUGUAUAGUAGACCCUUGCUUAUCUGAACCCACUUCUAUAUGAACAUUCAUUUAUUUGAAUUACCAAACUGGUUGUCAUAAAAUGCGGAAAAAAUAAAUACCUAUGCGUGUUCGAUUUCCUACUAGGUUUUUUAAAAUGUUUUGGGACUGUUGUGUAUUAUGCCUUUUGGUUUUUAUGUUCCUCUUUUGCCCUGCCUUAUUUGAAGUAUAGUUCACAUUUUGCAUAAGUGAACAUAAGCUUGUUCCACAGGGUUUGGAUAAACAAGGGUGUAUCACAUUUGGUUCAUUUGCUUGGUAAGUGUGUACUAGUUUGUUUUUCUUUGGCAUACUAGCAAACAUGAGGAAUUGGAUUUUAUAAAAAUAAAUCUUCUCAAGCUAAGACUGCA